Asterias rubens (European starfish) is the source of this 2024-nucleotide messenger RNA. RefSeq lists its product as uncharacterized. The transcript is spliced from 8 exons. The record is from RefSeq and is a predicted model, not a curated record. NCBI's taxonomy places the organism in Eukaryota, Metazoa, Echinodermata, Asteroidea, Forcipulatida, Asteriidae. The coding region runs from base 313 to 894 and encodes 193 amino acids.
UUUGAUCGCGAUUGUCUGGUCGCCUUGGUCUCAGUGUGUUUCGACCCCCAGAGGUCACACCAUUACCAUUUUGUGAGUUGUGUUACCAACAAACCCUGCAACAAACGUGGUUGAGGCAACCAGAAGUAGGCCGCUGAAGUUUAGGGUAUACGAGACCCACUCAGUGUUUGGGUUACAGGUGCGUUGGGUUACCGUGUUGGAAAGCUGAGACUUUCUACUUGAAUUCUUGCAGUGGAGACGCAAAUUAGAGCUCCAUAGUAACAAAUUAGACGCCAUUGGAGAAAGGUUUGUUUCCAUGGGCGUUAAAACAAAAUGACGGAAUAUACCCACUGGAUGGAGACGCUAUACGGAUGGGCACCCGCUUCCAUGAAGCCCAAAUCAAUGGGAAACUAUGUUCACAGUAGUGGUUUCCAAGGGCUAUCAAACAUUGGCAUGGUGGUUCGAGAUAUACAAUCCGGUAACAUUAUCCAGCUGGAAUCACAGGCUACGGGCGGACUUCUACGAGUCAACACUCUGUCGGGAAAGAUCGACUUCAAUGGGGUCUUCGGAAAACAGUCUCAAUUCAUCGUCCAGAGAUUCAGUGGUGACGUCAUCACACUAAGAUGCGUCGCCAACACCAAAAACUUCCUGAUUCUACGGAACGGCACCCUCUACGCAAAUGGUAAGGGCGACCCGCAGUGUAGAUUCCUAUUUCAUCUCUGUGACGGAAUGCACAUGAAGUUUGAAGCUGUGCACAACGCCAACCGUUUCGUAUCCGUCCACAGGAAAUAUGGCGGGAACGAUGACGUGCGUGCAUUACGGACACGAAGUGCUAUGUCGUCUGGUGACAGGGGCACGCAAGGGUCAUUCAAGGUCAUUCUGGUGGGCCAUAUGAACCAAAGUUUUGCAACAUAAGCUCCACGCCACGAGUAUAGGCCUACCAGGGUUACGCUUGAAACGGAAGAUAGGGUGUUUUGGGCAUUUUGUUAACGAACCACCCUAAUGAGCUUUGAUGACGUUCCUACCGUCUCGGCAGAGUUUGAUGGAUUCAUCAGUGUACUUUACAUCCCGUGAAUUCAAAUCUUUUCCAUUCAGCCAAGGGCCCAAAUUCUUAGAGCUGUCAUCAGAAUGUAUUGCUCAGCACAGAUGAGCAGGAUACCAGUCACAAAUUGUACAUAAAUAUUGAGUGUCUUCGACGCAAUGUUUAAAUGGUGGGCCUACAUGUUUUUUUUUAUUUAGAAGGCUCAAGAUUGUUUUUGAUUUUAAAUGAUCCGAAAUAAUAUGCUCAGCUGUUGUAUUCAAAAAUAUUCUUGUAUUAUAGCUGAAGCUCAACAGCCAAGAAUAAACAGAUACUGCUUACCAGCCAAAAUACCACAACCUGUAUCAUUUGUAACUGGUAUCCUGCACAGUUUGCUAAGCAGAAAACUGAUAAUUUCUGCUUAAGCAGCUGUUAUUUGCUUCCGCAUAAAUGAUUGAUUUAACACAAACUCUGCUUCCAGCAACACUAAGCAUGAUCAGUCACAUAUGCUACAUACAAGAUGGUUUUAAUUAGAUGGUAAUCUUUUUUCUGGUUAGCAUACAUGUUUGCUAGCUUGUUGUGCUGAAGCAGCUCCAUAAAAUUGGGCUCAGUUUGCCGUAUAAAAAUAUGGCAUUAUUAUUGAACUUAAACAUUCAUAAAAACUGGAUUUCUUCUUUUUCUUUUAGAAUUGAAAAAAAUAACUUGCCAAUUUAAUUAUGUAAAAUGUUAUUUUUGACAACUGUUUUUACUCUGUGUUAAACUGUAAUGAUAACAAUCUCUCCUAUAUUUUCUUAAGCAUUCAUGAAAUGUUUACAUUUUGCAAGUUUAAUACAAUUCUUUUUAAUAUAAAAUUAUUUUUGAGAAAAAUAACAGAGAGCAAAGUGGUUUUGUUCAACUCUUUUUAUUUAUUUAUCAUGUACAGUUGAUUGAAACAGUUCAUAAUCUUGCUUUGAAUAAAGCCAUUGGACCCUUUCGGUAAACAGUAUUGUCCAAGGCCCACACUUCGUGUAUCACAACUUCUAUAUCA